Messenger RNA from Anopheles nili, 2403 nucleotides. Its product is annotated as probable serine/threonine-protein kinase tsuA. The record is from RefSeq and is a predicted model, not a curated record. Gene Ontology annotation, cellular component: nucleus. NCBI's taxonomy places the organism in Eukaryota, Metazoa, Arthropoda, Insecta, Diptera, Culicidae. Bases 1 to 2403 code for a protein of 800 amino acids. The transcript is spliced from 4 exons.
AUGCAUAUGUUGGAUCUGAUCUCUGACAUCGCGAUGGCGUCGUCAUCGAGCCAAAUGGAAAUCAGCGAACCUUUCCGCACGGAGGACCUGUCCAAGACGGACUUUUUCGACUUCGUCACCGGUUCCGCGCCGGACAUGGCCAUCAGCAGUAGCAGUAGUGGUGGCGGUGGUCCUGGUGGCGGAGGUCCUGGUGGUGGAGGUCCUGGUGGCGCGAAUAAUGGCACCUCCUGCCAACGGCUCCUGUCGGGUGGGCUACCCAGCAUGAACACUGGUGUGAGAGAUCGACCACCCGGUUCCGGAAGGCAUGCAAACGAUGGGACACCAAUGGAUGGAUCUCCUGCCAGCAGGAUACCGGACGCCAACGAUCAGCCAUUGCAAGGGUUCGAUCAGUUUUGGGGCUCCGACAAGGAUGCCAACCGGUUGGAUCCGACCAUGUUCGAGGACCUCAACCGCUACUGCUGGGUACAGCAGAACAACAACAACACCACUACCAGCAAUAACAACAAUAACAACAACAACACCACCAACAAUGGCAACAACAACAGCCCCAACAAUGGUAGCAACAGCAACAAUGGAGGGCUCAGCAACCAAGUUGCCGAUACAGACGGACAAAUCUACACACUAACAGUAUUAAACGGAGCGCCCGAACCGUGGGUGUUGCGGAAGGAUCCGAAUGGUUCGGAACCGACAGCUCCUGCGUCCAAUCUCGAUCUCGACACGAUCCUCGGCGGUUUUCCGGGUUACGUCAAGACGGAGUGCUUCUCCUACGAUGACAGUGGCUUCGGAACGGACCAUCACGCCAAGGACGACCAGCAUCAUCAACACCAGCAACAACAGCAACAUUUGUUGGUGCAACAACAGCAACAACAGACGCACUUAGCGCAACCGCAAUCGCAACUCCAGCAGGUGCAAACGCAGCAACAACAGCAGAUGCCGGUGACGUCCAGCAACAUCGUGUUGUCGAGCAAUCUGCUCGAUCCCAACAGCGUGUUGGCGUACCAGAACAACAACAACAACGACUGGCAGAUGUCGGACCACAACGUGAUACAACAGGACACGGCGGAAUCGCUGUUGCGGAGUGCUCUACAGGGCAAAGGCUACACUAAAGGUGUGGCAGGUCUGCAACUGCCGAAUGGAGCCGUCACCGUGUUGCCAACACCUGGUCACAUGAAGGAUGAUGAGCUGCGACGUGUGCUCUACUCUACUGGAGAUCCUGCCGAUUCUUUGGGUGCCUAUGCUGACUCUACUCUGGCGGGUUCGAUCUACGACGAGCAGAUGUUGCAUUCGCCAGUCUCCAGCAACCCGUCAGUGGCCUCUCAACAACAGCACCAGCAGCAGUUGGUCGUGUCCACAGGUCAGGUGCAAGACCUCGGAGGAGGUGGACCUGGGGCGGCCUCAGGUAGUGUGGUGGUAGACGACAUGUUCCUGACACUCGACGCUGCCUUCCCCGAGGACUACGAGAAGCUGAAACGGAUAGCGACCGAGGUGCAGCAGUUCUGCACCGACAACAACAACUAUGCCGAGAUCAUCGUCGAAACACCAACGAUCGGCAAUGGUUGUGGCAACAGCUCCUCCACAGGAUCCUUACUCUCCGGCCAGCCUCACCAUCAUCACGGCACUUUGGCGGUGUUGUCCCCAACCACAGCCCCCGGUCUCAGUCGACAGCCUGCCUCAACAACGACCUCCUCAGAUGUGGUGACGACCACCUCAACUGCCAAGGUCAAAGCUCCACGGGCGAAGAAGAGCUACAAGCGAUCUCUCGGUGCCAUGGGUGGAAACCUCGCUUCCACCACCAACACCGCCUCCUCUGUCGCGUCCAACAACAACAACAACAACAACACGAGCAUGAGCAACCUCAACACGAUCGCAGGUGGAACGUUGUUGAGCCCUGGAGCAGGUACAGGAACGAGUGGGGCUUCGACGACAGGACCUUCCACCACUACUGCCACCUCUGCCGCCACCACUAGCCCUACACAGUGUGGCAAUGGACAGCGAAAGGAGCGCUCACUGCACUACUGCUCGAUCUGCUCGAAAGGCUUCAAGGACAAGUACUCCGUGAACGUGCACAUACGCACACACACAGGCGAGAAGCCGUUCGCGUGUUCCCUGUGUGGUAAGAGCUUCCGGCAGAAGGCACACCUGGCCAAACACUACCAGACACACUUGGCGCAGAAAAACCCCGGUCCAGGUGGAGCUGUCACUAAGCAGAGUAAACAAAGCCGACUGUCAACGGUACCACUGGUGACAGAAGCGACUCCUGUCAACAACCCAGCAGGACCUCCAGUGUCCUUGCCCGCUGUCACCAAUCUGCCAGGAUCACAUCCUCCACUCGCCACACCAACGCAAUCACCUCCGAUGUUGCUAACCAACACCAACACUGCCACGAUCGUCGUUAGCAGGUGA